AUGUUAUAUGAAUUCAAUGUAACUGGAUUCGAUUGUCAUCUUCCAAUACCGUACAGUUCUACAGUACCGGUAACAGUUUAUGUAAAAGCAAUAUGUGUAUCACAAUGGAACGGUAUCCCUAAAGAAAUUGAGUAUUCUGCAUUAUCAAAUCCAUAUCCAUUUGCAUCGAAUGCAAAAUUUUUAAUUUGUCCACAAAAAAAUAAUAAUUUUACUUAUCUUAUUCAUCCUGAUAAUGAUGAUACAUUUAAUGAUAAUUCUAAUGAUUUAAAUGAAGUAAUCACUGAAUAUGAUUAUUGUCCAAUAGAACAAGUAACAUUACGUAUGAAAAUUUUAUGGAGUAAAGAAGAUAUUAUUAUAAAUGAUGAUCAAACUAUUCAACCAUCUUCAUCAUUAUCGGCAACAACAACAACAACAACAAUAGAAUCUUCUUCUUCAGAAUGUGAUUUAGAUUAUUAUUCAUUGAUGGCUAAUCGUAAAAUAUGCAUCGAUUCUUCUCAAAGUAAAACUGUCGAUCUAUUACCAGAUAUUGAUGAACAACAAAAAUUCAAUCAAAAUAAUCAUAUAAAUUUACCAAUUAUUGAAACAAUUGAAGGAUUAAAUGAAUUACCUAAAAUCAAUAAAAAAGGUUAUCCAUCUGGUAUUUAUUAUUUUAAUGGUUCAAUGCAUUUUGAUUUAAACAAAUUUAAUAAAUUUCAUAAAUUACAACGAUUUGAUAAUCAAUUAUUUACAAUAAAUUUUUGGAUGAAACAUUCACCAAUAUUUAAUAAACAAUAUCAUGAAAAGAAUUUAUUAAAUAAUCGAGAGAAUAUUUUAUGCAGUUCCGAUGAAUAUGAAAAGAAUCGGCAUCACUUUGCUGUGUUUCUGCAUAAUUGUAAACUGGUUGUAUUGAUACGUCGUGAACCAACCAAUGAAUCCACCCUAUAUUCUGAUUCGUCUCAGUUACUUCCAUCUCAAUGGCGUUUCGAUGUCGACGAAGUAUGUGAUUCGAAUUGGCACCAUUAUUCGUUGACCUAUCGUCCACCAGAAACGACACUUGUAAAUGGACAAAAGACACUUGUAUCCAAGUCAGAAAGUGAUAUUGAAGUCAGUAUAUUGUGUUCGUUUUUCCUCGAGUAUUCCUUUCAUUUUGGUUGA
Schistosoma spindalis is the source of this 1134-nucleotide messenger RNA. The record is from the annotation of a GenBank genome assembly. Lineage: Eukaryota; Metazoa; Platyhelminthes; Trematoda; Strigeidida; Schistosomatidae.